GAGUUCAUAAACAGUCACAAAGAACCAGCCGCAAGCAUCUAUGGCAAUAUUGACAGUGGAUUGAGUUCCUACUCUCAUUUGGCUGACCCCUCCUAUCCUUCAUCUUCCUUUUCAUCUCAGCCACUAGGAGGAUAUGGAUCUUCCAGCAUAGGAGGGUACAGCAGUUUUAGAUACUAA
Messenger RNA from Ilex paraguariensis (yerba mate), 177 nucleotides. Lineage: Eukaryota; Viridiplantae; Streptophyta; Magnoliopsida; Aquifoliales; Aquifoliaceae. The record is from the annotation of a GenBank genome assembly.